Messenger RNA from Procambarus clarkii (red swamp crayfish), 1104 nucleotides. RefSeq lists its product as uncharacterized. NCBI's taxonomy places the organism in Eukaryota, Metazoa, Arthropoda, Malacostraca, Decapoda, Cambaridae. The record is from RefSeq and is a predicted model, not a curated record.
CCCGGCUGCUUCUCCUGCACACAUCCUCUUGCCUUGUCUCGCUCUACGUACAGCACUUCCAUCAUGAACCCGAUGACAUCUGUGAUGGUGACGGUGGCUCUGGCCAUGCUGGUAGCCGGGACUACAACUGCGGCUAGCACAGGCGGUCCAGGCGGCCCAGGCGGCCCAGGCGGCCCAGGCGGUCCAGGCGGUCCACCCGGGCCAGGCGCCUUCCCCUUGGGAAAAUGCUUCACUGCUGCACAAGGGGAAGACUUCAAGAAACAGCUGUGCACUGACCUGGGAAAGACCGAGGCCUAUUGCAAGGCUAAUAAACAACUAAUCAAAACUUGCAAGGAUGAUAUCAUGACCGGUUCCAACUCCCAGGCCAUCAUUCAAGCCUCGGCUGACUGCUUGCAAUCAGUGACAGGCGUCACCGUGCCUGCAUCCAGCAUGACUGAUGCUAAAACGUACCACAACUAUGUGAUUGGCCUGUUAGACUCCAACGACACCAUCUGCAGUAAGGUCCAGGAAACUAUUACUUGCUUCAAAAAGAGCUCUAACAUUAGUCAGCUGAUACAGGACUGUCUCACUAAAGCUGGACGUUAAAAACACCACCAGGACAUCGAACACCACCAAGGUAUCGAACACCACCAAGGCGUCGAACACCACCAAGGUAUCGAACACCACCAAGGCGUCGAACACCACCAAGACGUCAAAUAACCAUCAGAACUCAUUACAGAACCACUGAGGCGAAAUCUUAGAAAAACACCCUAGCAACUAUUUCAGAUUUCGUAUCUUUAAUUGGAAAGGAAAAAUUAAUCGAGUUUCAAAUACUUGAUACAUUUUUGGUUAUAACAUCCUUUGCAAUGUUUACAUCUACAUCCCUUCAGUAAAAACAAUGAAAACAAAGAACAGUGAAAAUAGUUCCUUUAGAAGCAACAGUCUAAGGAACAGCAACUUCAACAACGGCAAAAGGAAGACCUUCACAAGCUGCUCCCAGCUGGGCUAGAGGUUGUGUCUCAGAAGGAACACAAGAUCACUGUCUUUAACUUUAACAAAAUCUAAAGUUGGUAACUUAUGUAACACAAUCACUUUUGUUUUCUUUAGUAGUAAAUCAAUUGGCAA